Messenger RNA from Naumovozyma dairenensis CBS 421, 633 nucleotides. It is a transcript of the gene YPT1, whose product is annotated as Rab family GTPase YPT1. The transcript has a single exon. Gene Ontology annotation, molecular function: GTP binding; GTPase activity. The coding region runs from base 1 to 633 and encodes 210 amino acids. The record is from RefSeq and is a predicted model, not a curated record. Gene Ontology annotation, biological process: protein secretion; regulation of exocytosis. Lineage: Eukaryota; Fungi; Ascomycota; Saccharomycetes; Saccharomycetales; Saccharomycetaceae.
AUGAACAGUGAAUACGAUUAUUUAUUCAAGUUGUUGUUGAUUGGUAAUUCCGGGGUAGGUAAAUCCUGUCUUUUAUUAAGAUUUUCAGAUGAUACAUACACAAAUGAUUAUAUUUCCACCAUUGGUGUUGAUUUCAAGAUUAAGACUGUGGAACUAGAUGGGAAGACUGUUAAAUUACAAAUUUGGGAUACUGCGGGACAAGAAAGAUUUAGAACCAUUACAUCUUCAUAUUAUCGUGGAUCUCAUGGUAUUAUUAUUGUUUAUGAUGUUACUGAUCAAGAUUCAUUUGAUGGUGUUAAGAUGUGGUUACAAGAAAUUGAUCGUUAUGCUACAUCUACUGUUUUGAAGUUAUUGGUGGGUAAUAAAUGUGAUUUGGAAGAUAAAAGAGUUGUGGAAUAUGAUGUGGCAAAGGAAUUUGCAGAUUCUAAUAAGAUGCCAUUUUUGGAAACAAGUGCAUUGAACUCUACUAAUGUGGAAGAAGCAUUCUUGACUAUGGCUAGACAAAUUAAAGAAAGUAUGAAUCAACAAAAGAUGGAAGAUAGUAAUGCAGCCAGUAAAGGGGGUGAUAAGAACUCUAAUGUCAAUUUGACAGGAGGUCAAAGUUUGACUAAUUCUAGCAGUGGGUGCUGUUAA